Messenger RNA from Lodderomyces theae, 1788 nucleotides. Its product is annotated as phosphatidate phosphatase. The coding region runs from base 1 to 1788 and encodes 595 amino acids. Gene Ontology annotation, molecular function: phosphatidate phosphatase activity. The transcript has a single exon. Gene Ontology annotation, cellular component: actin cortical patch. Lineage: Eukaryota; Fungi; Ascomycota; Pichiomycetes; Serinales; Debaryomycetaceae. The record is from RefSeq and is a predicted model, not a curated record.
AUGUCCAGAAGGCAACGAUUAAUAGGACUUGCAAAGAGCACUAGGGACAAUUACAUCCCCAAAAUUACUGGGUCGGUCACAUCGCUUGCUUCAGGUGCGUCAAAGGCAUUCACAAACCCAAGAGAAGUGUACGAUGAAGACGGCAAGGUCAUACUUCCCAAAGAUACGCGGAUCAAAUUGUACCCCACAUACACGAGACGACUAGAUAACAAGUACUUUGUUGACGUUUCUGGAUGGAUGUCGGCUCCGGGAGCAAUGAAUAGAAAGAAUAGAGUCAUGAUGUCCGUUAUCAAGCAAUUGAUGAAACGAGAAGACCCAGAGCUUCAAGAUGCGUAUCUCCCAACCCAUCAAGUACAUCAGAAGGAAAGCGAUUCAGAUAACGAAUCAAUUCAUUCAGUGUCGUCAAACCAAAGUGCCAGCUCGUCUCCAGGAUCUCCCAACUCCGAUGCAAUAAUCAAUGAACGACUUGCGGACUUUUUCGCUAAAUCGAUACCGAAUUCCGAAAUCAAAAUCACAAUUGGUUCCGAAAGCAAAGACGAGGAGGAAGUUGCGCAAAAGAGGGUGAUGACUGAUGGAUACGGUUAUUUCCACAUCACCGUAGAGGUCAGCUACAAACCGUCAGUCAUCUUUGCUUCAUCCACAGUGACUGAAACAAUUUUCGCAGCGCAGGAUAUCAUGAUUGUUCCCGAGAGUGGGUUAGGAGUCAUCAGCGACAUUGACGACACUGUCAAACUUACAGGUGUUGUUGGUGACAAACGUCUUUUACUUCGAAAUUUAUUAUUGCAAGAUUUCCAAGCGUGGAAAAUCCCUUCCAUUGUGAAAUGGUACAUGGAUCUUAGUAAACGCCGAGACGUCAGUUUUUUUUACGUUUCCAAUUCACCGUGGCAACUAUUUCCAUCAAUAUCAGAAUAUUUCAAUCUCGCGGGAUUGCCCAAAGGUUCAAUACAUUUGAAACGGUAUUUGGGCAGCAUGAUAUCUUCAUUACUAGAGCCCUCGCUGUCCAGGAAAAAAACAAUGUUGCACAAGAUCCUAAAAGACUUUCCCGAGAAGAAGUUCGUUUGCAUUGGGGACUCAGGGGAGUAUGACUUGGAAGCAUACGUGGAUUUGGCAAUCAGUUAUCCCAAUAGAGUGUUGGCGAUAUAUAUCCGAUACGUUGAGAACUCAUUAUCAGUGGAAGAUGACCGUCGUAUUUUAAAAGAGUUGUUGCGACUAUUGGCGAAAAGAAAGACAGAAGUAUCACUUAAAGAAAGUGAAUCCAUUCAUGAUGCCCAAGAUGCUGAUUUGAUUGAUUUGUCGGAUUCGCCAGUUCCCGCCACUCCUAAAAAGAAACCACCAAUGAAGCCGAAAAAACCGGAAAGUCUACAUAGCAGGUCCAUUCUGCGGUCAUCUGACGGAUCAGAGCCACCUUUGAACAAACAACCUGCAAAUGAGAUAUCUCUCGAUGCGCCAUCUUUUCAAAACGCCUCUCCACCCAUCCCUCCAUCAUCUAAUGUUUCCUCAGACGGUAAUCUGAUGAUUGAUGAGUAUAGACCACCAUUACCUCCAAGACGUUCCAGACCAGCUCUGAGAAACGGAUACGAUUACGGGCCAAGCAGCAUCUACGACUCACCCGGGUUCUUGGAACUUGAAGAAAGAGAUAAAAAGGGGGCAGAGUGGAUACAAAGAGUCACUACAGCAAUAACUGCCUUGAGAAACACAAAUACCCAAAUCCAUAUAUUUAUAGAUACAGAUGAUGAAUUUUUCAAGAGCACUUGCAGCAAGUUGGACGAAGAUGUGCGUGUUAAAUAA